AAUUAAAUUUUGAUGGCUAUAAAUUUCCAAAUCCAAUCCGAGUUUAGGGUUUCCGUGUUCUUCAUAGCUCUUCUCAUGUCCCCAGCUUGCUUCAUUUAUGGAGGAAAAGAUGGUUGCUAUCUCGAUUUCAUGUAGUCAUGAGCUGGAAUGAUUAUGAUUAGUUGAUCUUGAUCUGAAAUAUGCGGUGAGGGUAUUCCAGGGAAGAUUUUUAAUUGAGGGUUUACCUAGAAUUGUGUGAUGGAUUUAGGAAGAGAAUGUCUUGGACAUGAAGAAUCCGAAUCCAUCGAGGAUAAUGAGCUAAACCCUGAUAGAAUUUCACUUGUUGAGGACACUAAGAUCAAUAAUAAUGGGUCUUGUGCAAUUGAGAAGGUGAGCUCUGGUGGGGAAUUUGUGGAUGCUAAUGUUUUGGCACCUGAUGCAAAAGGGAAGGAUGAUCAGCAGAUUGAUGAGCCUCUAGAUUCGCCAUCAACGGUCCCAACCAAAUCUUCUGGGCUUUCCGGAGGCUCCAAUCCAACCACAAAAGGGUACGGGUUGAAGAAGUGGAGGCGGAUUAGAAGAGACUUUGUUAAGGAUUCAAGUGUGAGUGUGGAUUCCAGUAAAAUGUUGAAACGGGGUUUGUCGGGUUCAUUAAAUCAAGCCAAACCUCCACAUCUAUCCGAGACUAAGCAAAAUAGUGAGGGAUCUAUUGGAUCCGCAAAUAUCUUGGUAAAAAAUUCAGGUGUCAAUGAUUAUUUAGCUGCUCAUGCCUCUAGUUCGGAUUCCAGGUUUGCAGUUGGGUCCACUUUUACUGCUGGUACAGACUCUGAGAACAGUGAGGAUCGAAGUAGCAAGUCUUCCACUGCAGCCAGCGCUCCAAAGGCAAGGCAUGAUAUGAAUGCAGUACUGGGGCAUGCACGGGAUAAAAAUAGGAUGAAGAAUCUGAGUGGGAAAAGCUCAGGUAAUUCAAUUCAGCGGGUUCAACAGGGAAAGCCUCGCACUGAAACCAGCAAGAAGCCUAGAGGAGAGAGGGUCAAAAUUGAGAAGGAAAACUCUCAUUCCAGCAUGGAGUCUGACUCAAGAAGCUCAAACUUUGUCUUUAUGCAGGGAAAUUUUUCUGCCAAUAGUAAUGGAAAACAAAGUGGAACAUUGACAAAUUAUGAUGGGGAAAAUAGUGAUGAAGCUCAGGCAGGUGAAAAACAGUUUGGUGAGGAACUUCAAACUGGCUACAGCAAAGAAACUGUAGGGGAAGUUGAAGAUCUUUCACUAGAUGAUUUAGCUGCUGACUUGCCUUGGGAGGUUAAAGAAGAAAAAGGUGAAACUGAUCAGCCCUUGAUAGAUCAAGACCCAUUGGUCGACUCCAUCCUUGCACUCCAGUCUGUUCAAGAAGCACUAGAAAGAGAAGUUCAGAAAUUUGGAGAGAUUGCCAAGGAACCUAUUUCAGUAUGUAACAGUUCAAUUAAGGAUAGCAGUUCUGCAGAUUUUGCUUCCAUGGGUCCAGAAAUCCAUGAAGCGAGUUCAUCAUGUCAGUUGAGUUCUGAAGAGACUAGACAAAGUGAUUCAUGUUUCAUGGAAACCCAGAUGCAUAGUUUAAAACAAAAUAUAAGUUCUCUGGAGAGCAAAUUGGAGGAAGCAACGGCUAUGCUCAAGGUCAAGGAAUCCAGGAUUGUUGAACUUGAAGAAUCGGGAAGUGCCAUAGAGUUGCAGCAGAAACAGUGUAGAGAGAUGGAGACCGAGCUCGAGGACCUCUUUAAACAAAAGAUUGAAGCUGAGGUCGAGUAUCUGACACUAACCAGGACAAUCCAGAAGUUGAGAGCCGGGGACCAAAUCAUGAUGUAUGAAGAACAAAAAGCUCUGGCUGGGGAGCAAGUGCAGAUGCUGAACAAGCUUGGAGAAGCAGAAGGCAAGGCUGCAAUGCUAAAGAAACAAGCUGAGAAGUUGGAGACAUAUUGUGGUGAUAUUUUGGGCUCAGAAGAGGUUAUGAAGAUGGAGAAAAGGCUGUGUAAGGUUACUUUGUGUUUUCUUAUACAGUUAUUAUUGCUGUUGGCUUUUGGAUUGUUUGUGUUUCAGUUACCUCCCCAUUCUUCAGUGGUUGUACCCACAUAAGUCUGGGAACUUGAGGGUCCCCCCCACCCUUCUUUUUUUUUGCUGUAUUUUUAACAAAAAUCUGGGAACUUUAGGUCCUUUUUCUUGUGUAUUCUUAACAUAUCUCAGAGAAAUAUCCGAAUGUUAAUUUUCAUUUUCUAGUAUUUUCAUAGUGUUAAUAGAGAACUUAUUUUGUCC
Messenger RNA from Vitis riparia (riverbank grape), 2259 nucleotides. Its product is annotated as WPP domain-interacting protein 2-like. Bases 238 to 2082 code for a protein of 614 amino acids. The transcript has 3 exons. Lineage: Eukaryota; Viridiplantae; Streptophyta; Magnoliopsida; Vitales; Vitaceae. The record is from RefSeq and is a predicted model, not a curated record.